CCGCUUUGCUUAGGUGUUCUUCCUGGUUUAUGAACGUUGACUCGGGUAACUACACCAGGCAACAAAUCAACUUUUUCCGCAAUGAAAUAAUUUACUAACCCAGCUACGAAGUUAAUUGCAAGACUUUGUACUAAUAUUGAGCUAAAGAUUCAACACGAGUGUAUUUCUGGUUAAUUGCACGAUGCACGACUUAUUCUGAACCAGUGUGAGUGCAUGCGCCAUGCCAUGGAACUCAAGAUGCCCAACCGCUGCGCCGCACCAAAUUGUAAUAUCUACUCAGAUAAAUCAGACGUCCAAUUUUUCAGAUUCCCUUUGGACCCAGAGCGAUGCAAACAAUGGUUGAGUAAUUGUCAACGAUCUGACUUGGAGUCAAAGACCCCUGAGGAGUUACACAAUUCUUUCAAAAUCUGUGCAAAUCAUUUUGAGCCUUCCUUGAUCUGUCGUGACAGCACUUUAACAACAUCCUUGAAAGAGGGUGCUAUUCCUACCAUAUUUGAUUCUACAAGACAGUUGAACAAUCCACCAGGCCGCAACAAGAACAAGAGAAUAAGAGAACCAGUAAGUAAGACUGAAGCGGAACAUGCAUCUUUGAAGAAAGCUAAAGGUGAUUGGUUUGAAGAUGAUGCUCCACCUGUUGUGAAAGAUGAGCCUGGCGAGAACAGUGCAGCAUGUGAUUUACCGCAGGAGGACCAAAGGACAGAUGAUGUCUCCAACUGCAAAGCAAAGGAAAUCCUUAAAAUUUACUUUAAGGAAACUCUUGCCUUCACUGGAUUCAGCAUAGGGAACGAUGCAAACCCCAGUGCAGAAGAGCCAAUGGGAGGACGCAAGGGACAACAGUCUCUCAACCCUGUAUGUGUUGAAAAAAUUGAUCAGAAAGAAGUCCUCCAGUUCAGUGAAAAUCUUAUGCGAGAGGAGAUCCGGAACAGUUUGAGGUUGGCACGCUUUUUCUCAAUUCUGCUGCAAGAUGUGACCAACAUCGAGGGAAAAGAUCAAAUCCCAGUUUUCAUCAGAUCUGUCACUGUGGCUGGGUUUCCUCAGAAACACCUAAUGGGUUUCCUGCCCUGUGAUGCAGAUUCUGAAGGUCUGUUUUACAUGCUGCUCUCAGAAAUACGAAAUAAGUGGGGCCUGCGGAUGGAGCAUUGUCGAGGGCUCACCUACCUUACCACAGGGGUUCUGUGUCAGAAAAUGAAAGAUCUUACAAGCAGGAUUCUGCAGGAGUUUCCUCAGGUAGUGCUAGCCCCGAGUGAUCCAUAUGCCUUUAACAUGUGGCUAAUUCGCUCCAUGCCCAUACCUUUCAUCCAGAAAGUUGUGAAUACCGUGGAGGAAGUUGCCAUAAUGCUUAGAGUAUCCCCAGAUCUUUGGAAAAGACUGGAGGGGAAGAUCAAAACUUCAUAUGGUCAUCUUAAAGGUGAAGUAGACCGGAUCAUAGAUGCUUGUCAGAACACUUGGGAAUAUGGUGUUGAUGCCUUCCAGACCAUGUUGGACAUUCUUGAGCCAUUCCUUGGCUGCAUCAACGAGGUCUGUUCGGCUGCAAAUGCAGAUACAUCUAUUUGUGAACAAAUGGCCAAGCUCAAACCGAUCCUGAAGAACUUCCAUUUCAUCAUCACCUUGGUUGUUCUAAAGAAUACCCUAUGCUGCGUGAGCAUCCUCAACCCAAGUCUCAGGGGAGCCAUCAGCAUCAGCAGCACCUUGCAGUACACCAUCUCCAAUGCCUUAAAGCUGGUCAACAAACAUCUGCAGGAGGUUGCAAUUUUCCAUAGGAAGUGGUUUUCUGACGCUGUGGGCCGCGCAAAGAAGCUGGGAGUGGAAGUCGCAAGGCCAGAGGAAAGCUCACCUGAGAUGGAUGAAGCAGGUGCCACUGAAACCCCAUUGGAGGAUUUUUACCGAGAGACUCUGAGCAGGCAGAUCUUACAGUACCUUGUUGCGGAGGUGAAGAGAGUGUUCAGCACUGAAAUGGUCCGAAUUCUGAGAUGGCUCUCACUGGUGCCAUCUUACAUGGCUGACCAUAAUUUCAGUAUCCGAAGGGAUAAAGUGGCGGAUGCGAACUUGAACAACCUCGCCAGGCCGGACACCUUUUACGAUGAGCUUGGUUGCUGGGAGGUGAAGUGGAGACAUGCUAGCAAGAGGAGGAUCUUACCUACAACAGUAUUUGCAACAUUGAAAAUCCCUGACAUUGCGUUUUACCCGAAUGUGCAAAGCCUGCUGAGAGUUUUGGGAACCAUCCCCUGUGUGAACGCCGAGGCGGACGUGUACGGGCAGUACAACAUGGUGCUGGAGAGGUACCAGGCCUAUCUGAAAGCCACGCCACCGGAUCAGAGACUGUGCAAUAUGGCAUUUGUUUAUGUCAAUCAAGAUGUUCACUUCAAUGUUGAAGAUGUGGUAGAAUCCUAUGUGGAGAAGCAUCCUGAGGUUUUGCAGUUGUUGCAUAUGGUUGAUGAGGUGAUCGAGAUCCACCCUGCAGCUGAACCAAUCUCAGAGAAUGUUGGAAACCACACUCUAAAGGAGUAUGUUGAAGAAACCCAAGAAGAACCGCAGGACAUGGCCUUGGAGAUGGAGACUGAGAGAGUGGAGCAAUCAAAAUGCCCAACUUCUGAGACUAACAAGGAGGCACUCAGAUCUGCUCUGCAAGCUGCUGUGACUGCUGCAUAUAACAGCCAGAGCAGACAGUCUGGUGAGGCGUCUACUGAACAGGAUGGCGAAGUUGAAGACACAUUAAAAUAUGUGUCGAAGUCUGAGAUGAAUGAAGUUCUCAGAGUUUGUGAGGAUGCAGUCAGAGAGGGAAUUCUGUUGGAGGUGGGCACUUCCUUUUUUUCUAUAUUCAUCGACCGUGUUGUGAAGUUAGGGGAGAAAAACCAUCUUCCCCUCUUCCUCAGGUUUGUGGACAGUUUUGAUGUCAUGCGAUUGGAGCUCAUGGGAUUUCUGGAUGUGGAUCUUGACUGUGAUGCCAUGUCAGAGCGAAUAUUGGAAAUUGUCACCAAGGAGUGGUGUCUUGAUUUACGAUACUGCAGAGGUCAAGCCUACCUAGGAUCUGGUGAUGUCUCCUACAAGCUAAAAGCCUUGGCCUGCAAAAUCCAGGAGAAGUACCCUCUUGCAAUAUGCACGCACAGCUCUUGUUAUUCCUUUAACACAUGGUGGUCAAAAUCCACCCCUGUUCCCUCAGUCAAAUGGGCACUAGAUGUUUUUGAGGAGGUGUUGAUGUUUUUUGGGAGCAUGCCGUUGCUUGAAAAACAGCUGGAUCACGUCAUUGCAUUUGGUCUCAGGGAAAGUUAUGAGAAGGUUCAGGAAUUGCAAGGGAAGUUCUGUACCGUUUGGCAGGAAAAGCAUGAUUCCUAUGAAGUCUUUGUUCAGAUGCUGGAGCCACUUGUGGAAUGUUUGGAGAAGAUCAAGAACAACCCACAGAGAUGGAAGUCCUCAGUUUCUCUCAAAGCUGGAGCAUUGCUGCGUUUGAUAAAAGAUUUUGAUUUCAUUGUGCCCAUGGUUGUCCUGAAGAAUGCUUCAUCCUUUACCCGGGAACUGAGUGCAGGACUCCAGAAGGAUCAUUUUAGUGCGGCAUCCCAACUUUGCCAGAUCAGUGGUAUAGUGGCUACUCUAAACAGAGUGAAAACAAACAUUAAGGUCUUUCACCAAAAUUGGUUUGACGAAGCCUGUGCCCUUGCACAGAGUCUGGGUGUGCAGAUCAAAGUGCCUGAUAAUUCAUCUGCGGCCAGGGAUAGCAUGAUGAAGCCAGCUCUUUAUUACAAAGAUGCACUGAGUGUGCCUCUAGUGGACAACCUUACGAAUUCUGUAAAGGAUCAUUUCUCUGAGGACCACAAAGAGGCUCUUAACUUCCUCUCCCUAGUUCCCUGCUCUGUUACUGUGAGUUACAUGUUUGAGAUUCUGAAGUCCAAGCCUCCUCUCUAUGCUAGUGAUCUGCCCGAUUCUGAUAACUUCUUCACAGAGUUGUGCUGCUGGAGGGUGAAGUGGAAAACAAAAGUUGCGUCAGUGACCAUCCCAGACACCAUCUUUCAGACUCUUCGUCUGCCACUGAUGCAAUACUUUGGGAACAUCAACACACUACUCCGCAUCAUGUCUGUGCUACCCAGCACAGUACUGGAGAAUUGUGGGGAAGCCAUGCGCCACAAGAUGUUCCAGGAAUACCUGAGGAACACCAGCCCCAAGGACAGAUCCCCAUGUCUGGCAAUGUUGCAGGUGGGAACCAACUUCAGCAGAGAUCUGGAUCGGAUGGUGACCAAGUGCUUGAAAGUCACUCCCCAAGCUUUAGAAGGUAUCUGCUUGGAUAAAGAAUCCAAAAGUCUUAUGAAGAACUCUGAAGUCAACAUGGAAGUAGAUCAUGACAAAGGUGGAACAGAGGAACUUGAGAACCAACAGUCUUCUGACAAGAAAGAGGACCAAGAAAUGAAGGCUGUGGAGGAGAAUGGGCAUGUUGGUGAUAAUCGACAGAGUUUGGAAGUGGUAUUCAGACUGGCUGUCCGUUUAGGGAAAAAGAAGUGCCAUGUGUCUGAACUUUCCAAAGAAGAUCAAGACCUUCUCAUUCAUGAUCUUGGCAUGUGCCAUUGGUUUGGUAGAGAUGGCAAGGUCAUGCUCAACGUCGGGGAGGGUGAUAUUAUACAGCUUCUCACAAAAUCAAUCAGGGAAGUCAUACUCUCAGAAAUACAAGAGUCACCCUUCUUUUCUCUCAUAACAGAUAAACCAGUUGAAAUUGCUAAUAAGAGCUAUCUUCCUGUUUUUGUCAGAUAUGUCAGGGAAUGUUUCCCUAAGGUAGAGCUCAUUGGAUUCUUGCGAUUUUUUGAAACCUGCGACGUUAAUGUUCAAGCCAAGAAUCUCUCUGCAACUCUAACUGAAGACUGGGGAUUGCAGAUGAGUCAGUGUCGUGGACAAGCUUUCAUGCGCAUUGGCUCAAGUUGUCACAGCCUGAAGAAGAUGUCUUUGGAGUUCCUUGAGAGCUAUCCUCUGUCUGUCAUCACACCCAGUGAGUCUUGUGGACUUGCCUGUUGGUUAGCUGGAAGCUUACACUGCCCAAUUGUAACAAAGAUGCUGGGAAUUGUAGAAGAUCUCCUGCUGUUUUUUGACCAGUCACCUGGACUGGAGGCAGAGCUAGCACAAGCUGUGGAUGGGUUACUAAAUACACCUCUGGAGGCCUUGAAGGAGAUUCCAGAAACCUGUUGCUCCAGGUGGAAGAAGAGGGAGGACUUUUUUGAUCUACUUGUCGACACAUUGGAAGGUGUUCUGAGUUGCCUGGAUUCAGUUAGUUUUAGCACCACAGGCACUAUAUCAUUGCAUGCACAGGUACUUGCCACUGCUUUGAGAGAUGUGGAUUUUGUUGUCACGCUUGUGAUCCUGAAGAACGCUUGUGCUCCUCUUCGCAACUGCAGCACAGUCUUCCGGUGUGGUAAUCCUGCAGACAUCAUCUGUGAGGUGGAGAAGAUUGUACCAAUCAUAGAAACACUCUCCAAGAUGCUAGAGAACAUAAGCACUGUACACUCACCUUGGUUUGAGGAAGCAUUCCAGCUAGCCUCCAAGGUUGCCCCUCAUCAAGUGUGUUUCCCAGAGAAAGUCAAUUUCUAUGAGUCUCCAGAGAUUUACUACAGAGACAACUUGAGUGUUCCUAUACUAAGCUGCCUCAUUGAUGAAAUGAAGUACAACUUCUCUGAUGGUCACUUAAAAGCCCUGAAAAUCCUAUCUCUGCUCCCCACCUGCAAUCCACAACCCAUUUCAGAGCCAAUCCGUGCAGAGUCCACAGAUAAGCUCUACAGCCCCUACUUGUCUGACCUUCCUGAUCCAGACACAGUUGAGCAGGAUAUCAGUAACUGGGCCACUGUCUGGAAAGAGAAAUAUCAAGAUGUCUCCCCGCCAGCUUCUAUCUCUGAGAUACUGCUUCAUCCUGAGUCUCAAAGCCAUCCAACAGUGACCACGCUGCUCAGAUUGGUGGCUGUUCUACCCAGUGUCAGUAUGGAGUGGGACCUCAUGAAGACCACACUAAACUCCAUGAGGACACUGCUAAAGAACACAGUCUGCAAGGGCAGCAAGACUGACAUUGUGAUGCUUCUCAUGCAUCAACCCACUGUUCAAAGACUGGAGGAGGUCAUUGAGAAGUGCAUCGAAGUUGACCCAGAAAGCAGCCCAUGUCUUGAGCAGGUGAAGAAACAAAUUGAAGCCCUGAAGCUCGAAAGUGAGUUCAGGGGUUUGGAUGUUAAUCGUGAUGGAAAACAUGAGCAGACAGUUGGGGAACACCAAGAUGGUAUAUCAGAGCAACCUUCUACGACAGAGCUGAAGAUGGCAGAGGCGGAAGAGGAUGCUGCGAAAGCAGACGAUGUGGUGAUUGAGGAGGACGGUGUCAUAACAGAGGACAUUGUGAUUGCAGAGGAUAUCAUGCAAGUAGAAGACGUGAUAGAAGACGUAGUCCAACUAGAGGAUGUUGUAAUAGCAGAGGAUGACGUGAAAGUAGAAGACGGCAUGUUAACAGCAGAAGUCGUAUUUGCAGAGAACAGUGUGAAACCAGAAGAUGUUGUAAUGGCAGAUGACGAUGACAAACAAGAUGACAUUUUAGCGGAGGGCGAUGUGAAACCAGAGGACGUUGUAAUACCAGAGGACGUUGUAAUACCAGAGGACGUUGUGAUACCAGAGGACGUUGUGAUACCAGAGGACGUUGUGAUACCAGAGGACGAUGUGAUACCAGAGGACGAUGUGAUACCAGAGGACGUUGUGAUACCAGAGGACGUUGUGAUACCAGAGGACGAUGUGAAACCAGAGGACGUUGUAAUAGCAGAGGACGAUGUGAAACCAGAGGAUGUUGUGAUAGCAGAGGAUGGCGUGAAACCAGAGGAUGUUGUUAUAGCAGAGGACAAUGUUAAACCAGAUGACAUUGUAUUAGCGUUGGACGAAGUGGAGCCAGAGCAUGUUGUAAUAGCAUUGGACAAUGUGAAACCAGAAGGUGCUGUCAUUGCCGAGGAUGGCAGGAAGGCAGAGGACAGUGUUAUGAUAGUAGAGGAUGCCGGUGUAAAUCAUCAGAGGCAAGCAAUGUCUUUCUACGACCCGCCUGUGCGUGAGGAAAUCCUCAAGGAGCUCUGGGACUCGCAGUUCUUUACAAUAAUAAUGGAACAAGUAGUUGAGAUUGAGGGCCAGCUUUAUGUCCCUCUGUGCAUCAGGUACCUGGACACACAGGACACUCAGUGUGAGGAGACCCUAGCUUUUGUUCCAUUCAGCCAGGACACGGCUGUCUUGGCUGAUGCUAUUGAAACCACCCUAUCAGAUAAAUGGGGACUCAACAUGGAGUACUGUAGAGGGCAGGCUUUGCUAAGUGUUGGUGAGAUAGGUUCUCAGGUGAGGGCUGUCUCUGCAGUAAUAUCCCAGAAAUACCCCCUUGCCAUGCGAACGGUCAGCUCUGCUCUGUCUCUGAAUGUGUGGCUGGCCAGGUCCUCCCCUGCGGUGGCGGCAGCAGACUGUGCCGUGUCUGUAGAAAACAUGUUAAAGUGGCUCACGGAGGACUCCGUUCGACAAACCAAACUGGAAGACAUGAUCAUUGCCAUGUUUCAACACGAUGAGGGAAAAGGUAAUGAGCUUAGAGACAGGCUCAUCAAGAACUGGGAGAAGAGUCAUGAUAUGCAUGAGUUGACUGUGGAGAUCCUAGAAGUAGUCAUGCUGUGCUUGAACGAGCUGAAAAAUGAGGAGAGUAGUUCAGGGAGUGGCCAAGCACUUUUCUACUUCAGUAAAAUAAGAACUUUUGAGUUCAUCUUCUCUGCUGUUGUGAUGAAGAAUGUCCUUGGCUUGACCAAAAAGCUGAGCCAAUCUCUUCAGGGUAAACCACUAGAUGUGUUGCUAGCUAUGAGUUGCUUGCCUGACCUCAUAACUUCUCUCAAUGAAUUUAAGAAUGAUAUUGAAACGCAUCACAAGGCCUGGUUUAAGGAAUCAGUUGCUUUAGCUUCCAAGCUGCAGGUAACGUUGUUGCAUUCUGCGCUACUAGAACCCCUGAGUCAAUUUUACAAAAUGGCAGUUAGUCAGAAGGUUGUAGAGCACUCCAUUGCUGAGGUCAGUGAGCUCUUCACAGAGAAUGUCCUCAGUACCCUGAGGUGCCUGGAGAUUGUGCCUUACGCGAUGUCAAAGGUAGAGAACAGCAGUAUAAAUGCCCACGUUUUUCGCAUGUACAAAGAUGACAUGCCUGACUUGGCCUCACUCCCCGCAGAGAUUAUAUCUUGGAGGGAGAAGUGGUUGGAUCCCAUGUCCGGUUAUCUUCCUGCUACUGUGCUCGACACCCUGAAGGCAUCAGACAUUAGGAGCUUUAGUAACAUUGAAACCCUCCUCAGGCUCCUGGUAAUCCUACCGUUCUCACGGAGGGAGAGUACUUUCAGGCAAGGGAAGAAAAGCCUCCAGGGAUUCAUACAGCAGGAGACCAGGUCCCUGUCUGAACUUAAUCUUCUGUAAAAAGUUUAAGCUCUCAUUAGCAUAAAGCAGGUUUCUGAGUUGGUGUCCUGAACUGCUGAUCCUCUGUCUCCUUAAGUAAAUAGCCAACCAAAUUUAGGUCUCAAUACAUUUUUUUUUUACUUUCUAGAAGACAUUUCCCUGUAUACAUGAAUGAUCUAAAUAUUUUGGUCAUUUUAUUUGUUAUGUUUUCCUGCAAACAUAUAUUUUUGUUUUAUGUUGUUUGUACUGCCUAAUGGGACCAAUGUCAUGCCAAAAAAGCAAUGCUCACCUGAGGGUUACCAAUGCUUGUGUGCCUUUAUGCAAAAUUUUAAAGUCAACCCCAUGAAUCAUAAGAAUACAGAUGUCUGAAAAUGACACAGUCCCAUCAGGCUUUUUGAAUAUUUUUUUUGUAGUUCAGACUUUAAGAAUCACUUGCAUCAAUUCACUGUCCAUUAAUAUGUAGUAUCAUACUCUUGGCACAAAUAUGAAAUUGUUAAUCAUGUAGACAUGUUUUUAUGAUUUACUAGGUUUAUUGUCUAUUUAGGGGACUUUUCUGUAAAGAAUUCUCCAAAUAAGUAAAAGUUAAACAUUCAUAUAUUUGUCAAAAAAAUAAAUAAAAUGCUUUAAAGACCCAG
This is a messenger RNA of Esox lucius (northern pike), 9032 nucleotides long. RefSeq lists its product as uncharacterized. The transcript has 11 exons. The coding region runs from base 214 to 8418 and encodes 2734 amino acids. Lineage: Eukaryota; Metazoa; Chordata; Actinopteri; Esociformes; Esocidae. The record is from RefSeq and is a predicted model, not a curated record.